Cajanus cajan (pigeon pea) is the source of this 3386-nucleotide messenger RNA. RefSeq lists its product as uncharacterized. NCBI's taxonomy places the organism in Eukaryota, Viridiplantae, Streptophyta, Magnoliopsida, Fabales, Fabaceae. The record is from RefSeq and is a predicted model, not a curated record. Gene Ontology annotation, biological process: protein phosphorylation. Gene Ontology annotation, molecular function: protein binding; protein kinase activity; ATP binding.
CAAGUAAUGGACCCUACACCUAAAUUGAGGACUACAUAAUGCAACAAGCAAAAAAAUCAUUUGUGAGCAUCCCUCACUUACCAACAUGGUGUCCACAAAGCUUGUAUCGUUUCAGUUGAUUUUCAUCACAUUCUUGUGUUCACUUUUAAGCCUCUGUUCCACACAAGUUUCUGGUGUUUCUUUUGCCAAUGCUAUUGUCAAGGUUGGCCAUGAAGCCGCACAAGAUGAAGACAUUGAAGCAAGUGCUCUAUUAAAGUGGAAAGCCAGUUUUGAUAACCAAAGUCAGGCUUCUUUGUCUUCUUGGUCCAAUAUUACUAGUCCUUGCAAGUGGGAAGGAAUUGUUUGUGAUGAAUCCAACUCUAUCAGCACUAUAGAUGUUACAAAUUUUGGUCUAAAAGGUACACUUCUCAGUCUUAAUUUCUCAUCCUUUCCUAAGUUGUUGAGUCUAAAGUUGAGUUACAACUCCUUGAGUGGACCUAUUCCCCACCAAAUUGGCAAACUGUCAAGAAUUUCUCAGUUGAAAAUGGAUCAUAAUUGUUUCAGUGGUUUCAUCCCCCAAGAAAUAGGGGCAUUGCAUAACUUGGAGUAUCUAUCCAUGAGAGCAAAUAGUCUUUUUGGUUCCAUCCCCAAAACAAUUGGAAUGUUGAAAAAUCUUGUCAUGCUUGAUUUGUCAUCCAACUCUCUGUCUGGUGCAAUCCCUUCAUUUUCAAAUACCAACUUGACAAAUUUAGAACAACUUAUCCUCUUUAACAACCUUCUCUCUGGCUCUAUUCCUGAGGAGUUGGGAAGACUUCAUUCUCUCACAACAAUCAAACUGUUAGAAAACAAUCUUUCCGGGCCAAUCCCUUCUUCCAUUGGAGACUUGGCUAAUUUGAGAACACUUCAGCUCAGUUGUAAUAAAUUUGAUGGAUCAAUUCCUUCCACCUUUGGAAACUUGACAAAACUCAUUGAAUUGUCCAUGAUGGAAAACAACCUUUCUGGAUCAAUUCCUGCUUCCAUAGGAAACUUGGUCAAUCUGGAGAAGCUUGGCCUUGCAAUGAACAAUCUUUCUGGACCUAUUCCCUCUUCCUUUAGAAAUUUGACAAAGCUCACCUUCUUAUUACUUUAUAUGAACAACCUUAAUGGUAGUUUUUCAACAGCAAUAAAUAACCUUACUAGUCUAGUAAGCUUACAACUAAGCUUGAAUCAUUUCACUGGCCCUUUGCCACCACAUAUAUGCCUUGGAAGGUCACUUUCAAAUUUUUCUGCCAAUCAAAAUCAUUUCACAGGUACAAUUCCAACAAGUUUGAAGAACUGCUCUAGCCUUUUUAGGCUCAACCUUGCAGACAAUAAUUUGACAGGAAAUAUUUCAAAUGAUUUUGGUGCAUAUCCAAAGUUGAGCUACAUUGAUCUGAGAUACAAUAACUUUUAUGGCCACCUUUCAUCAAAUUGGGCCAAAAGCCAUAAUCUCACAACUCUUAAGAUGUCCAACAACAAUUUAAGCGGUGGUAUACCGCCAGAACUUGGUCAGGCACCCAAGUUAGAGCAACUUCAUUUGUCUUCAAAUCAUUUAACUGGAAAAUUUCCAAAAGAACUUGGUAACUUGACCUCAUUGUUUGAUCUAUCAAUAAGCAACAAUGAACUUUUUGGCAACAUUCCUUCAGAAAUAGGUGCUCUAUCUCACCUUCAAAAUUUGGAUCUUGCAGCAAAUAAUUUAGGUGGCCCAAUUCCAAAACAGAUGGGAGAGUUGCUCAAUUUACUUCACUUGAACUUGAGCAAGAAUAAAUUCACAGAAAGCAUUCCUUUCUUCAACAAAUUGCAAUCUCUGCAAGAUCUUGAUCUUAGUUGGAAUUUGUUAAAUGGAGAAAUACCGGCAACACUUGCAUGUAUGCGAAGAUUGGAAACGUUAAACCUCUCACACAAUAAUCUCCAUGGAGUCAUUCCAUCUAGUUUUAAGGAUAUGAUUAGCUUGACAAAUGUUAACAUAUCCAACAACCAAUUAGAGGGUUCAAUUCCUAACAAUCAAGCUUUUUUUAAGGCUCCAUUUGAUGCAUUGAAAAAUAACAAAGGCUUGUGCGGUAAUGCUUCCGGGUUGGUGCCUUGCACAAAGUUUAGUCCCAAUUCUCAUGGUAAAAAGAGAAAUAUCAUCAUGUUGAAACUAUUCCUUAUUUUGGGUUCAUUAUCGCUAGUAGUGUGUGCAGUUGGAGUUUCAUUAUAUAUUCAUUGGCAAAGAGCAAGAAAAAUCAAAAAACAGGCCGGAGAAGAACAAAGUCCAGAUCUUUUUUCCAUAUGGCAUUAUGAUGGAAAAAUAGUGCAUGAAAAUAUCAUUGAAGCAACAGAGGAUUUUGAUGACAAAUAUCUCAUUGGAGAAGGAGGGUUUGGAGCUGUUUACAAGGCUAUGUUACCCUCUGGCCAAAUUGUUGCUGUGAAAAAACUUCACGUUGAAGUUGACAGGGAAACACUUAAUUUUAAGGCUUUUACAACUGAAGUUCGAACCUUGACAGAAAUCAAACAUCGUAACAUUGUGAAGUUGCGUGGAUUUUGUUCACAUCCACGCUACUGUUUUUUGGUUUAUGAGUUCCUAGAAGGUGGUAGCUUGGACAAAGUACUAAACAACGACACACAAGCAGUAAUGUUUGAUUGGAAUAAGAGGGUUAACAUUGUUAAAGGUGUAGCAAAUGCUUUGUAUCAUAUGCACCAUGGUUGCUUUCCUCCUAUUGUUCAUCGUGACAUAUCAAGCAAGAAUGUUCUUAUAGGUUUGGAUAAUGAAGCCCGCAUCUCGGAUUUUGGAACAGCUAAAAUUCUGAAUCCUGAUUCACGCAAUUUCACCUCGUUUGCAGGCACUUAUGGGUAUGCUGCACCAGAGCUUGCUUAUACUAUGGAAGUGAAUGAGAAAUGUGAUGUGUUUAGUUUUGGGGUUCUUUGUUUGGAAAUAAUAAUUGGAAAUCAUCCGGGAGAUAUCAUUUAUUGGAUGUAUUCACCCUCUUCAACACCAAGAAUGUCCAAUUUGCUAUUGAAGGAUGUGUUGGACCAACGACUUCCUCUUCCAAUGAGGCCAGUUGCUAAGGAGGUCGUCUUGAUUGCAAAGAUAGCAUUUGCUUGCUUGACUGAAAGACCACUUUCUCGACCAACCAUGGAAGAUGUGCACAACAUGUUUGUGAUGCCUAAAUCACCUUUAAUGAAGGAGACACUCGACACCAUUGCACUUGGACACCUUCAAAAUUGUUGAAUUUGGUUUUCUUUUGUAUUGCAAGUUUUAGUCAUGUCUUGUAACCUUGUCUAUGUAUAUCUUGCAAUAAAUUGGUUCUUUGCAAUGAAUUGAAGUUGUGAAAAUUUAUAACUAGAAUUCAUAUAUUAAGUCAUGUACAUGUAUCAAUAUCUCGUAAAUGAAAUUUUGCUUAUUAUUA